Messenger RNA from Corylus avellana, 3923 nucleotides. It is a transcript of the gene SAC3A, whose product is annotated as SAC3/GANP/Nin1/mts3/eIF-3 p25 family. Gene Ontology annotation, cellular component: nucleus. NCBI's taxonomy places the organism in Eukaryota, Viridiplantae, Streptophyta, Magnoliopsida, Fagales, Betulaceae. The record is from RefSeq and is a predicted model, not a curated record.
CCCAGCUUCAACCCCCCUCCCCCCUCUCUCUCUCUCUCUCGCUCUCUCUAUCUAUUUGAAAUCUUCGAAUUCCUAUCUCGGCGUUCCUACUCUUUAUAUCUAAUACUUUGCUUCUUCAAUUUCAUUGUUCAUUAACUUCAAAUAAGCUUCUUCCAUAUUGCUUGCUAUUUUUUUGGUUAUUAUUUGUUUGUUCGUUCCUUUUGAUCUGAAAUUUGCUUCUGAAUAUCUCCAAAUUGGCUUCGGAUCCCCCGAUUCAGUUUCGAGAUCGACUUCCCGGUGUUAACUCAAGAUUUUUGGAGGAUGCGGAUAAGAUGAUGAAUCAAGGAGUAAGUACUGAGACCAUACCUCCCGUGGACUCCGGUUCGCUCGAGAACCAUCACGUAGUUGAUGCAAGCCAAGGACAGACAUCUUCAUAUUUUCCUCCAACAGCUGGAUCUGAUGCCAUAUCAUGGACCAUUCACCGUGCGGAUCAUAACUCCACCCAGAACGGGACUCUUCCCAGUUCCACUUCCACGUACCAAUAUGAUUACCACACACAGCCACCCACGAGAAAUGUUCAAGAAGGUCUGAAUGCAGCAUCCCUCCCUUCUAGUUCAUCGAGUUUGGGAACAGCGAAUGUAUCACAAGAUUACAAUGGCUAUGCAUCGUACCCUAAUUCUACUGAUCCAUAUGGUUAUGGAAGCACUGGAUACCCGGGUUACUAUAAUAGCUACCAGCAGCAGCAGCAGCAGCAGCAGCAGUCUAACCAACCCAGCUAUCAACAGCAGCAGUUUAACCACUCCAGUUAUCAGCAGCAGCAGCCUAACCAUUCCAGCUAUCAGCAGCAGCAGCCUAACCAUUCCAGCUAUCAGCAGCAGCAGCCUAACCACUCCAGCUAUCAGCAGCAGCAGUCUAACCAUUCCUACUCACAAACUGUAGGAGCAUAUCAAAACACAGGUGCUCCUUAUCAGCCUCUUUCCUCAUUUCAGAAUACAGGGUCUUAUGCUGGGCCUGCAAGUUAUUCAAGCACUUACUACAAUCCUGGUGAUUAUCAGACAGCUGGAGGUUACCCAAGUAGCAGUUACAGUAAUCAGAAUACCUUGUGGAAUGAUGCCAAUUAUACAAAUUAUACUACCCAUCAGUAUUCAAACUACACUCCAGACACUACAGCUUAUAGUUCUGGUACUACUACUGCACCUUCCCUGCAUUAUCAACAGCAGUACAAGCAAUGGGCUGAUUAUUACAGUCAAACUGAAGUCAGCUGUGCUCCUGGCACGGAGAAUAUGUCAGUUGCUAAUACAUCUAAUGUUGGGUGUCCGAUUCCUGGUGUGAGUGGUGAAUAUCCAGCUUCAAAUACCCAGACACCACCUUCUUACACCCCCCCAUCUUGGAGGCCAGAGUCCAGUUCAUCUGAAUUGGCUUCAGUGCAGCCUGCUGCAGGAAUUAGUGGUGCCAAUGAUGGUUACUGGCAACAUGUGGCUCCAAGUUCUCAAAUUCUCCACACUAGUCCCAUGCAACCCCAAUCACAAAAGUCUUUGGAUCCAAAAACUUCCUAUGAUAUCUUUCAGGAUCAACAGCAAACUGCAUAUUCUCAAGUACCUAAUGUACAAUAUCCUGCUAAUAAUCAGGUGCCCCAGAGUUAUCAAUCUCCUGUGCAAACUGUUCCAUCUUUGGAUACACGAAGGGUAAGCAAAUUGCAGAUUCCAACAAACCCUAGAAUUGCUUCAAAUUUGACCUUCGGUUUUCCAAAAACCGAUAAGGAUAGCUCUACAAUCAGUGCAGCAGCAAAACCUGCUUAUAUCAGUGUGAAUGUUUCACCAAUGCCAGAUGAGAAAGUAUUAUCUAAUAGUGCUGCUGAUUCUAUACUUAAGCCUGGUAUGUUCCCCAGGUCGCUACGCGGUUAUGUUGAAAGGGCUUUGGCUCGCUGUAAAGAUGAUACGGAAAUGACAGCCUGCCAGGCUGUCCUGAAGGAGAUGCUCACCAAGGCAACUGCGGAUGGUACACUUUACACACGAGACUGGGAUACCGAGCCGCUUUUCCCACUACCAAAUGCGGAUGCAGUCAACAAAGACAGUUUUCAGAGUUCAACCCCAGGUUCAUCGUUGCCAAAGUACAAAAGAAGUCCAAGUAGAAGAUCUAAAAGUAGGUGGGAGCCUUUACCGGAGGAGAAAUCAGUUGACAAGUCAGCAUCUGUUGUGAAUAACACAGUGAAAUAUGGUGGCUGGACAAACCCAAGUGAGAGGGAUAGAAAGCUUUUUAUGGGGAAUAAUGAGAGCAAGGAGAAUAAUUUUACGGCUAUGAAAUUCUCUCCACUGGCCCAGAAAAAUGCAAGUAAGAACAUCCAGAGGCAGGUUAAGAAGCAGCGUUUUGCUGAUGGUUUGAAUGCUGCUGAUAAUGGUGAUGCAUCUAGUGAUAGUGAUAAAGAACAAAAUUUAACGGCAUAUUAUUCUAGUGCAAUAGCACUUGCGAAUACACCAGAGGAGAGAAAGAGACGUGAAAGUCGCUCUAAGCGUUUUGAAAAAGGGCAAGGACGUCCAGAAAAUAAUCACUUCAAACCAAAAAAUGCUGGACCUGGAAACCUAUACAGUAGAAGGGCCAGUGCCUUGGUGCUUAGCAAAAACUUUGAAGAUGGUGGGACCAGGGCUGUUGAGGACAUCGACUGGGAUUCCCUUACUGUCAAGGGGACGUGCCAGGAGAUUGAGAAACGUUAUUUGCGCCUUACUUCUGCACCUGAUCCUGCCAGUGUAAGACCAGAAGAAGUGUUAGAAAAAGCUCUGGAUAUGGUUCAGAAUUCUCAAAAGAAUUACCUAUAUAAAUGUGAUCAGUUGAAGUCUAUCCGCCAAGAUCUAACUGUACAACAUAUACGCAAUCAGCUGACAGUAAAGGUAUACGAAACUCAUGCUCGUUUAGCUCUGGAGGUUGGGGACCUGCCUGAGUAUAAUCAGUGCCAGUCUCAAUUGAAAACCCUUUAUGCUGAAGGAAUUGAGGGAUGCCAUAUGGAGUUUUCUGCUUACAACUUACUGUGUGUCAUUUUGCAUUCUAAUAAUUACAGAGAGCUCUUAUCAUCCAUGUCGAGAUUGUCGGUUGAAGCAAAAAAGGAUGAAGCCGUAAAACAUGCUCUUGCAGUUCGUGGAGCUGUCACUUCUGGAAAUUAUGUUAUGUUUUUUAGACUGUACAAGACCGCUCCUAACUUGAAUACCUGCCUUAUGGACCUUUAUGUUGAAAAGAUGCGGUAUAAGGCUGUGAGUUGCAUGUCUCGUUCAUAUCGCCCAACAAUACCUGUUUCCUACAUUGCUCAGGUUCUGGGUUUCACCCCUGCCACACCUAGGAAUGAAGGAAUUGAUGAGAAGGACUCAGAUGGAUUAGUGGAGUGUGUGGAUUGGUUGAAGGCACACGGUGCAUGCUUUAUUGCAGAUAACCAUGGAGACAUGCAACUUGAUACAAAAGCUUCCUGUUCAAGUCUUUUCAUGCCGGAGCCAGAAGAUGCUGUGGCCCAUGGAGAUGCCAGUCUUGCUGUUAAUGAUUUUCUGACACGAACAUCCUUAUAGUGAAGUUGAUUCUACCCAAUUGUAUUUGUGCAUUAGUAAGUAGUGGAAAAUACUGCCGCCCCCAACAAUCUGUUGUAUUACGAAGAGGCGGUAUUUUUCUACCGACUGUCAUUGUGGAUAAGGUUGAGCCUGGUGGGGUUGCCUUUUAACUUUAGAAAAGGUAGAUCAGAGCUGUAUGAUAUUGAAAUGUAGUGAGAAGAAUCCAAAAAAAAAGAAAAAGGAAGAAGAAGCUGAAAUGGCAGUGGGGCUGAUUUAGCAAUGUAGCAGCUGAUUAUAUAUCAAUUUUUGGUAUUAAAUGCCAAUUUAUUCUUUUUCGUGAGGACAAAUUGUGGUAAAUAUAUUAUAUUUGAGCAGAUAGAAAAAUAAGGAAAAUUAAUUUGUUUGUGUGAUGACUCA